AUGACAAAGGCUGUAAUGGUAAGGUGUUAUCUGCUCUGUUUACUAACUCUUGCACUCUGUUGUGCUUGUGGGUUAGUAUGGGCUGAUGGUCCUAAUGCUUCUGAGUCCAGUAAUUGUGUUACGAUUGUUGGUGUUCCUCCUUUUGUUAAGACUGUUUCUUGCGAAGAGGCCCGUAUUGCUAUUAAGGCUGCUGAACCCACUUUACGGCGUUCACCCAAACAAGCUAACAUGACACAUGGUGAUCCUGGUGUACAAGGAGGUAAACAUGUCACUACGAAUUCGCAUCAAGAGCAAGAAGUAUCCCAAAGUGAUCACGCAAAGGUAACAGUUGAUUCUGAAAAUAAAGUUAGAAAAGGAACUCAGGUUGUUCAACAAACCUUAGAGGCAGACGGCACCCCUUCAGGUACUCGGGGACACAAUAAUCAUGUUUCUUCCCCUGAGUCUGCAAAAGGACGGAUUACAAAACCAACUGAAGAGCAUCCCCCUCCAGCUUCUCCUGUUUCUGAUAGACAACAGUCAGGUGAGGCCCCAUCUGAAUCCACACAAGCAAAUGGAGAGAACCCAACAGUCUCAGCAUCUGCACCUAAUGGUGGCGACCAUAGGAGUACACAUGAGAACACAUCACCAAUGCAAGAACAAGAAGGAGAAGAAGGUGCAACCUCUCAGGAUUCACAAGCUACAACCAAC
Molecule: messenger RNA, 687 nt
Organism: Trypanosoma theileri
Lineage: Eukaryota; Euglenozoa; Kinetoplastea; Trypanosomatida; Trypanosomatidae
Exons: 1
Source: RefSeq, a predicted model, not a curated record